AUGAUUUUGCAGACGGAGACAGCGGGUGCGUGCUGGGCGCGGCUGCUGGCAGCGCUGCUGGUGACGUCACGGGCGGCAGCAGAGGCCGGAGCCCCCCCUGGCAGCGGUCAGCCCAAACCCCGCGCCGCGCAGUUCGUGCCCUCAUUCGGGCCGCCCGUACAGCAGCCGGUCUUCGAGUUCUAUCACGAGCCGCAGCACUACACCGGGCAGGCGUUUGGGGACUCGUUCGCACCAUCCCCGCCGGACCCACUCCUGAACGCCCUGCAAGCGACGGCAGCGCCUCACUCGGAGCCGCAGAGCAACGUGCCGGAGCGCCUUCAGCUGUCAGCGCAGCCACAAGAUCUGAGCCAGCUGCUGCCGGCCUCGCUCUACGCAGCCAGCCCUCUGUACAAGGCACUAGAUAAGGCAGCGCCUCUCGAGGUAACGGAGGCCCCGAUCACCAUACAGACGCCACAACCACCGCAGUCUUCUCUGCACAACCCACACUCAUUCCACUCGGUGGUCAACUACGGCGUCAUCAGCGUCCAUCAUGGAGAUCACUUCGAACCUCACAACAACAACGGAGUCGCAGAGCCAGAUCGUUAUCACAUGUCAUCAGGAACUCUGAAGGAGAUUCAUUGCACCUUUACAAUUCCGUAUCUGCCCUUGGCUCAGUUUAAUUUACCGGAGACAGCAGCUGCGCCACAAACGCCUGCGGGCGGCAUCCUCAGACUCCCCGGCAGCCAGGCGCCCUGCACCGUCAGAGGGUCCUCGCGUUACGGACACCUGGCUGGUCUUCAACGGCGCUACGGACAGAAUUACGAAAAAUGUGCUGUCGCUUUCACUGUACAUAUCGACUAAUUUUUGUAAACGAAAUUCAUACACUUUGUAAAUAAAGUGUCUAGGCAUUA
Schistocerca americana (American grasshopper) is the source of this 890-nucleotide messenger RNA. RefSeq lists its product as uncharacterized. The transcript has 5 exons. The coding region runs from base 1 to 840 and encodes 279 amino acids. The record is from RefSeq and is a predicted model, not a curated record. Lineage: Eukaryota; Metazoa; Arthropoda; Insecta; Orthoptera; Acrididae.